This is a messenger RNA of Ochlerotatus camptorhynchus, 11049 nucleotides long. Its product is annotated as 1-phosphatidylinositol 4,5-bisphosphate phosphodiesterase epsilon-1-like. The record is from RefSeq and is a predicted model, not a curated record. Gene Ontology annotation, molecular function: guanyl-nucleotide exchange factor activity; phosphatidylinositol-4,5-bisphosphate phospholipase C activity. The coding region runs from base 1464 to 7856 and encodes 2130 amino acids. Lineage: Eukaryota; Metazoa; Arthropoda; Insecta; Diptera; Culicidae. Gene Ontology annotation, biological process: phosphatidylinositol-mediated signaling; release of sequestered calcium ion into cytosol; lipid metabolic process. The transcript is spliced from 16 exons.
AGAUGAACGGUCAUAAGUUUUGUUCGAAGACGUGAAUACAUACACAUUGUGAUAUUGAAUUCUAGAUGGACAUUUAUAGAAGGACUAACAGUGCAUUGCUGUUUCUCUGCAAGUCUCUAAGAAUCGUCAGUGCACUUCUAGCCAGAUGCGGAUUAGAUUAGAUUAUGAUUAAAUAUUUACUAACAAGAAAACAAAGUACAAUCACCGCCAACAAUUCUAAGUGAAUUUUCCGAGAUAGAUUUUCCUAAGUGUGUGUAUUGGUCGGAGGCAACCUGUUUGUCAGAAUUGAACAAGGGCGUGAAAAUUUUAUAAGAUUUUAUGUGAUUAUUUCUGAAGCAUAAGAAGUAUCUGGGAACUUUAUUUCACAUAUAUUUGCAGUAUAGUGACAAAACAUUAAAAGAGACAUUACUAUGUAGGCAAAAUGAAGAAAAUUAUCUGAAGUGGUUCGAAGUGAAAAAGUUUUCCCUGAAAACUUUGAGGGAAGGGCCUGAUGGAAAUUUUCCGUUCACUGCCCAGUUACCCGUUUGGAUGUUUUAAUUACGUGGUAAAAGUGUGUUCAUCAAUUCGUGGUUCGGGAAAAACUAAAAAUUUCUUCAGCACCUAUUUUGGAUUGUUCCUACGUGUGCUUCUACAUGCUGGAAUAAAACAAGAAUAAGCACCUGCAUGUAUAAUUGAUUGAAAAGUUUUUGUUUUAUACGAGAGCGAUUAAUGUCUAUGAGCUGCUGCCAUUCUGCUCUGGCUAACAAAAACACCAGCUUGGUCAGAUAGAGAAAGAGAGAGUGAUAGAGAGAAAAAAACAAGAGUGGAAAAAGUUUUCGUUUUCCGAACAAACCAAGAGGAUACAAGCAGCGUGAAUGUGUGAAAAUGCAAAAAGAGAGGAAAAUAUCUUCAACGAGAGGAAAACUUUUCAUUCUUUGUGUGUUUAUGCAAUCCAAUUUGAUGUGAAAACAUAGCCAUAAACUAUUUAAUUUGGAUGACGGAGGCUUUUCUCGGAACACACCUUUUUGUGGGUAAAACAAAGGCGUUAAGACAAAUGAAAAGUUUCAAUUACCCUAAAAUGUAUCAAAUAGUGUGUAUUCAAGAAGAACGAAAUGAAAUAGUAUAUGCGUAAGUUUUCAAAAGAAACGUUACCUAAAAUGUUGAAGCAUUGCAACUGUAUGCUAGAUACAUCGGAAAAUAAUUAAACAAACUGAAACGCAGUGAUGGCAUGAACGUAUUUAGAAGCAACCCAAUGUGAAGGGAACCGAUGCCUUCUUUGUAGUAUAUCAUAACUUCGUAGUGGAGAAGUAAGUAGCACGACAAGACUGCGUUUUCACGGAAAAAGACAAUUGCUGUCAAAAGCAGGUGCGCUAACCAUUCAUCAUUUAAAGGACAACAAACGAAAAGUUCAAGAACGAAGCAGGAAAAUAAAACAGCAUAAACAAAGAAAGUCACAUUAAAUUCCCCACGUCGAUUAUCAGAACAUGCGUGAAGCUUUUCCAAGUCUUCCAUUUGAUAGUAACAUUACAGAAGAAAAACUAUUACCUUCGCCAUCAACGUCACCUCCAGUUCUGUUAUUUGCUACAGUUCAUCCAGAAGAAAGGAAACAGGAAGGACGUGAGGCACUAGAACAACAAUAUCCGGUAGUAGCACUACUGCCUCCACAAUCUACAUCACCACCCAUUACAGCCACAGCUUUCAACUCGACGGCACCAUCACACGAACCGGAGCAAACAAUCAUCACAGAAAAGAUUAUAAUUAAUCGUGAGGGUGAAAUCAUUAAGGAAACAUUGCUGGACAACGAUCCUGAGAAGAAUGCUAUAUUUGAUACUAACGGCUCACAAAGCCUCGUUGGCAAUUUGCCACCAACAAUCAUACCAACAGCAUCAGCAACAACUGGAACAGCAACGGCUAGCUCGGCGGCAUUAGUUGUGUCGGCUGCAGCGGCGAUACCUAGCGGGACUGGGGGAAGUGGAACUACAAGUACAAGUUCAUUGGCUGCAGCAGUGACAUUGUCGACGACACCAUCCUUCGGUGAAUUAGAAGAGCUACAGAAUAUUCUCCACUUUCCAGAAGAGGUUGCGUUGCGAAUCACUGACACAGAAUAUCAAUUAUUCUACCAGGUAUCGCAAAAUGAUUUCAUUAAUGAUUCGAUUCACGAGCUGCAGAGGGAGCGAAUUCUGAACUACUCGGCAAGUAGCAACCCCAGUCUUGCUACUCCCAACACAACGAGUACCAGCGGUAGUAGUUAUAGUAUAGCUAAUGGCAGCCGAGAGCAGCCACAAACAACAACAUCAUCGUCAACAACCAACGUUGCCAAUAUUAAUGCAAGCCCCAGCAUUGUGGCUGCAGUUAAAACUCCAAGUGGAUUUUCAUCAACGCUGAAUGCCAUACGCAAACGCUUUGAUGAGACUAGCGCGUGGACCAACUACUUUAUCCUAUCACAAAAUACACAAGACGAACGAAAAGCGGCCUUUGCAUGUCUACUGCGUGUUGCUAUUUCAUGCUGGAAUAUCGGAAAUUUCAAUGGUGCUAAAGAGAUAGUGGAUGGUCUAAAGUCAAUAAAAAAAGAAUCAUUUUUGACAUCUACCACGGACCGAGGAAGAAAUUCCGUUUACGAGUUUCUCGCUACCGUUUUUGACUCUUCAGAAUACAGCAAUGCUGUUUCAAGAGCAUUGGCAAUACCCACGUGCCGUACCAUUCCUUAUUUCAAAAAUCACGUUGAAGAAAUCAAGUGCUUAUUGCGAAUGGCUCCUCAGCCUGAAAAACAAAAUCAAUAUCACAAACACACGGAAAAAUAUUACUUGGGAGAUGCUAACCCAACUCCAGCUCCCGACGAUGAGGAGAUGCUGCAAAAGUUGGCCCAGGUGAUAUUGCCUUUAACGUACCCUACACCAUUGACUGCUCCAACUACGGUAAUACCAACAGAUGAGUCAACUGAGCCAUUAUUGUCACCGGAAUCGCUGGACGAACCGGAUAUUCACCCUUUGGCUGAUGAAAUCUACACGAGAGUAUUACCAGCUUUGAACAGAUUAUCUCCAUUCUUCAACCAUCACGAUAGCCUUUGUCGAGAGUUACCACAGAGUUUGUUAGAUUUUUUAAGAGCUGCAUCCAAUAGUCCUCGACAAGUUAAAAUACCAUUAUACCAGCCAUCAAAUCUCAAAGAGCUAGAAGAAGACUAUGAAGUUGAGAUAGGAAAUUACAAUCCAGUUCAGCCGCUAAUUUUUGAUCAUGGAAUUAGUAUUGUAUCACUAUCUGCAAAAGACCCUAAUGCCGUUGAUCAUCACAUUUUACAGAUACUUCACCACGGUUCAACCGCCGUACUUUGGGAGCCAGACGUACCUGCCGAACGAUCUACUUACGUAUAUUUAAGAUUAGAGCGGUCCUGUUCUCACAUUUCUUGGCAACGGACAGCAUGGCGAAGGACCAAAUCGCAACAUGAUGUUCACUUCAAUCAAAAUCCGGAAGAGAGUGUGGCUUGGAGGUUUACAUCGCGGUAUUCUUCAAGUUCCGGCGAUAUGGAGAUGCAAUGUCAAAAUUUAGAAGAAGGCAUACUUGAUCUCGGUACAGUCAAAGAUAUUUCGAUGGGCUCUAGGAACCACGAAUAUGAUCCGGAUAUUUUGGCAGCUGGUAAACGAUUCGGGUUGACCCACGUCGAAUGUUGUGUGUCAUUGUUAUAUGGAAACUCAGCGAGCGAAAACCGAAUUCUGUGUAUCUUGUGUCCACCUAUGCUUUGUCGCACAUGGUAUGUUGGUCUUCAUUGGAUGCUGCGGGGAUUCCGACGUCAGCAGUGUUUGAUAGAUCGAUCGAUGCUUUGGUUGAAAGAACUUUACAUUCAGUUGUAUUUUGAAGAGGGUGCUUGUAGUGAACCUACGGUAGCUGAUGCAAUAAAAGCCUUCGGAGGUCAACUGUACUUGUCUUCCAUAAAAUCUUUAUCAGGGACGCAUAUCAAAGAUUCGACUUCUGAAUUGGUAUCUGUAGCUAUUUCGGUCCCAAGCAAAAAGGAUUCCAAUGCUAAAAUUCGCAAGAAACGCUCGGUUGCUAACUUACUUAAUCAAAACCAUGAUAACAGCCACAGUAGUCCUACAAUAGAUCAAAAUAUUAGUGAAACGGAAAAAAUACGCGCAAAUGAACGCCGGAAAGACCGAAACGGUUCGCACGAUCAGCUUUGGCUUAAUAUGAAAAAUCUGCGAAUAGGAUCGGUUACUCAUGAUACUCAACUAGACUUCCUCAGUUUCGUUUCUUUGUAUAGAUCAUUCAGUAUAUUAACGAGACCUGAUCUUCGCGAUAUCUUCAACCAACUAGCAGUGGUAUCGGUUUGUCGUAAAACGUUAAACGGAGAAAAAAGUAGAAGCGCUCCCGAGCUUUCAGAGGUGGCAGUGAAAAGGAAAAUCGGCCUCCUGACACGCAAUUGUUCGCUAGAUUUGGACCUAUCGGACGUUAAACAUACACGGAAAAAGCACUUUGACGCCAUUGCCGCCUCCAGCAUAGCUGCUAGUAGCGAUUUCCUGUCAUGCAACAACAAAGUGAUUACGAUAGCUACGUUGAAAAAGUUUCUCGAAACUCGCCAGAUGGAAUUGCUGAGUGACGAGGAUGUGAAAGCAAUUAUACAACGGCACGAACCAGAAGCUGCGCACCGUAUCGAAAAUUGUAUGAGUUUUGAGGGUUUUGCUCGGUACAUGAUGGAUAAAGACAACUAUGCAUUUCUCAGCGAGUUGAUGCCUGAAAGUACAUACAUGAACUUGCCUCUUUCGCAAUAUUAUAUUGCAUCGUCUCAUAACACAUACUUAACUGGUCACCAACUCAAGGGUGAAAGUUCUGUUGAGCUGUACAGUCAAGUGCUGCUUACAGGGGCUCGUUGUGUUGAACUGGACUGCUGGGAUGGAGACGAUGGAACACCAGUAAUUUAUCAUGGACACACAUUCACUACCAAGAUUCCUUUUCGGGCAGUUGUAGAAGCAAUAAAUAAGUCGGCAUUCGUACAGUCUGCGUACCCAGUUAUUCUAUCAAUUGAAAAUCACUGUUCUGUAACACAACAGCAAAGAAUGGCAGCAAUUUUUCAGGCAAUAUUCGGAGAAAAACUGAUAACCAGCUUUCUGUUUGAUCAAGAUUACACAGACGAACCAUAUCUCCCCACUCCUUUAGCAUUGAAAUACAAAAUACUAAUCAAGAACAAAAAAUUGGUUGUUGAAGUUCCAGCAACACUAUCAACAGGUUUAACCCGACAAAACACGUACAAACAAUCAAAUCUGUCAUGUAGGGCAAGUUCAAUUAUAUCAAACACUAGCGGUAGCUCCCUCAACGAAGAGUUCAGUGAUGACGAGUACGAAGAUGAUGAUGAUUUUGACAAUAUUGAUGAAAAAACAUAUCAUGCAAACUGGGGAUCAAUAGAUGAUAAGUCUAGGCAUAGUGUGUCCCACGCAAACGUAUCAACACCGACGAGGCAACGUCUCGAGCAGCAUCAAAUGCACUUACAACAGCAUCAACAACAUAUUCAACCCCAGCAACAGCACCAUCAGCAGGAUGAUCGAUCUCGCAAGCGCAGUAAUCAAAUUGCCCGUGAGCUAUCGGAUUUAGUCAUAUACAUUCAAGCAAUAAAAUAUCGCGGUCUCAAUCCGUACAGUCCACAUAACUCAAUGCGUGCCAAUCCAAGACAGCAGCUCAAGACCAGUGGUAGUGUAGUUACGGUUGGAAGUAUCCUAAAGAACAGUUCAGGAGACACACUAAGUCUUCCAUCGUCGAGUCAUUUAUCGGAUAAUCUUUCACUCAGUUACGAUACGUCGAGCAUUAGUGGAAGCGAAAGCCAUCUACCAGCUCCAGCGCGAACUCGCAGUAUGCCAAACGCUAACCAUCCAUGCUAUCAGUGUUCAUCACUAAAUGAAGCUAGUGCUAAGAAGCUAUGCAGAAAAGAUCCCUUGGGGUUAAUUGCUCACACCGAAACUCAACUAAUGAGAACUUAUCCAGCAGGAUUGAGAAUUGAUUCAUCAAACUUCAAUCCCGUAUUUUUCUGGUCUUUUGGAUUUCAAAUGGUCGCUUUGAAUUACCAAACGGAAGACAUGCCUAUGCAUAUCAAUAAGGCUAUGUUUGAAGAAAACAAUAGCUGUGGUUAUGUCCGCAAACCUGAUGUACUAUGGAAUAGAUCACACCUGAUGUACAGAAGGUUCAAUCCAUUAGAGAAGGAAUUUGAUGGAUUGCACGUAACACAGCUCGUGAUCAACGUAGUCUCCGGUCAGUACUUGAGUCAUGUUACAAACAGUUCAGUUAUUCACGUAGAAAUUGAGCUCCUGGGUAUUCCGAUCGAUUGUGGAAGAAGGCGAACAAAACCAGUGAAACACAAUGUAUUCAACCCAGUUUGGAAUGAAACAUUUUUCUUUAAAAUAAUGUUCCAUGAUUUGGCGUUCCUCAAGUUCACCGUUUAUGAAUCGGAAUCUCUAGUUGUUGCACAGCGUGUUAUAUCACUUAAAUGUUUUAGGCCUGGCUAUCGACAUGUACGUCUGCGAUCGCCAACUAAUCAACCGUUAAAUAUGGCAUCGUUGUUCGUUUAUACACGAGUAGAGGAAGAAGGCUUAGAUAGAUCGUAUGGCGAAAUCGACGAACAGUACCUCCAGCAGAUACGGACCGCAAAUAGAAAAGAUCAAAUUGAAGAUACGGAACCCAUUUUAGAGAGUAAAGUUCCUUUAUUAAAGCGGAAAACUUUCUUUUGUACUAUUUACGACGCGGUACCUAACAAUCCUUUUACUAUUCUCAAAAUUACUCAAGAAUGCACAACGAAAGAUGUUCUCAUGAUGGUUUUGCAAAAAAUGCGUAAACCGAGAACGGACAUUGCAAACUAUAUUUUAAUAGAGGAAGUGUACACAGGAUGGGAGAAGAAAGACAAGCGAUAUCCGCCAACGCAGAGAGUGUUGGAUAUGACCGAGAAUCCAUUACAAGCUCAGGCAUGCUGGAAAGGUGACGGUAGGUUCAUAUUGAAGCGAAUAGGUAACGACCCAAGCAGCCGUGCGUGGGUAACGUCCAUUCGACGAACGGCGGACGCAAGGCGGGCAUCGAUAGCAACUACUACAGCCGGUGGGGAGACAACCGGUGAACAAGGAGCUGGAGCAACAGUGGACGAUCCACUAUCACUGGAAAAUGUAGACAAUUUCCUAGUCUGUGUCUUCAACGUAUCACAUGACAUACCAUACGCAAUUCUUCGGGUACCGAUCAAAUCUACGGCGCAAGAUGUGCUCGCUCAAGCUCUCUUGAAAGCACGCCGACUUGAUAACCCCAACAAUUUUGUGCUAGUCGAAGAAUUAAACUACAGCAACAAAAGCAAUGACACAAUGCAGCGAAUUCUGUUAGAUGAUGAGAAUGUCUAUACAACGCAAGCUAAUUGGAAAUCGAUCGGUCGCUUCGUUAUCCAUGAGCGCAGUCAACUCACGCCCUCAACGAUUCGUAAAACAAUACUGCCGAUCGAGAAAAUAAGCAGAGGCUUCAGUAUCAGUCGGGGAUCGUCAUCUUCAUCCACCUCGGUGCACUCGUUGGCCUCGAAGUCGCCUAUCCAGGUGGCGCUCAGUGAUCCAACGCCGUCGAGAAUCAAAUGCCGCUCGGCUGAUGCGGCAGCUCUAGGAGCAAAACCAAAACACCCUCGAAAUUCUGGUUCCGGUGGUUCUGGCAGCACAGGAUCCGGUGGUCGGCAUAAGUACAGUUCAGAAAAGGAUACAUCGUUCUCGAGUACCAGCAGCAGCAGUAAUGCUACAUCAAAGUCGAGUAACCGUCGAGAGGUACACUCCGAAGGUGAAACCCUAAGCGACGAGGAAGUUAAGGAAAACGACAUCAUGUCGACUAUGUCACGCUUUAAGCGAAUGUCGAUAAAAAAAUUGAAAUCAUGGAAAUCGUAAUUCUAGGAUCAAAGUUUAUUUUUAUAACAAUUUUGCAGUAUGCCUUGACGAAUUGGCUUCUAAAUUUAGUGCAACAUUUACAUUUUUAGUCAAAGUAAUUAAAAACCAAUUCAUUUUUUUUUAGCGUUAUCCAACCUGUCCGUAUUGUAUUUUAUUUUAUUUGCUGAUUGCUGGUGUAGGCGAGAAGAACAAUAAUAAAAGGUACUUGUUUUUCUGCACAGUAAUGGAAAGAUGCUGCAAAAAAGUCAAAACGGGUCAUUCUAUAAUGAUAUGAUGAACAAAGCACGAAUCACGAUAAUCUAAUCGGUUCUGAAUUUUUCAAUUGCUCUACUGCUCGUUCCGUAAGCACUUUAUCGAAAAUUGAAUUAUUCAUGAAAUUAAUCUUCUAAUAUGACUCAGCUCCUAAACGUUGUUCACAACAUAUUUGAAAAAAAAGCCAAAUAAGCUGAAAUUGAAAUCUUACCCAUUAUUUCAAGUAAAGUAAGGGUCCGAUUUUGGCAACACGUUUUCACUGUCUUUAAUUUGCGUAUACUCUGCGCUCCAAAGUAUUUCACUCUAUUUAAUAUUUCCAUAGUUUUUUUUCCGGAUAAUUGCGAAGCUGAAUACGUCCAGAUAAUCAGGAUCACAUUCAAUAAAAUUUGUGAAAACUAAGAAGUUAAAAAUUGUAUGUUGCCAAAAUUCCCUACUGUACCUCAAAUUUUACAGCAAUCCGAUCAGAACGUACUAAGAAAGUUUCAAAAAAGUCUUGAUGAUGCAGAUUUCAAAAUUUUGCACGGCGAGGUGUGAUAGAGAAAUUUUAGACGCUUAUAUUCUUCGAAUUAAUUUGUUUGUUACAGUGGGAGAUAAAAAGUCUAAAUAUACCUAUUUGAACCACCCCAUUUUUUAUUUCAAAUAUUUAAUAUAAUAAGUUCAUGAAGCCCUUGAGUAACAUACACACAUACAGAAAUGUUCUGAUCUCGUCGUGCUGAGCUGAGUCGAAAGGUAUAUGACACUUGACUCGGAUUGAAAGUCGGUUUUGCAAGCAAUAUGUUCUGCGGCAUCAAAUUUAGGGAAAAAAUACCAAAACUAUGUUGCCCCAUUCACGAGAGCCCAUAAAGAAUAGAAAUCUUCAAUUGCGUUUUUUUCUCAGCUUGCUGUUUUAAUAAUUGGGACAACUCUGCUGAAAAGGAAAGUGUAUACCCUACUUAAAAAAAAAGUUUGGAAUGCGCAGAAUUCGGUGCGGAUUAUUAUUUAUUAUUCACUCUGUUUAUUUUUGAUUGCUUUGGAUUCAAAAUCACCUUUUAAACCCGUGCAUUUUAUUUUGACCCGGUUUACGGUUAGCAAAAAUAUGAAUUAGAUACGCACAUGUGUAUACUCAAAAAGUAUUCAAAUCUAAAUGUAUUAAAAGCUACGCUAAAUCGCAACUCUGCUGACCGACGCAUAGUUUGUUAUAAAGAGAUAGAAUACACGCUUAGUGUAAAACUUGUUUAUACAUAGGAUAGUAUUAAGUGAGUUCAUUUAGGAAUUAUUCGUAGAAUGUGUUUGAUUACUGUCAUUUUCAAAUUAGUUUUAUUUUUUUAUGUUUGAUGAGGGAAAAAUCGUCACUUAUAAAAAACUUUUUUUUUCCAAUAUUACAAAUUAAAAAAAUGUCGGUAUCUAGUUAAGUUCACCAUAGGUAGAUUGAUUGUGUUUUUAAUGCAUAUAAACUACGAUUGAUUCGAACUUUAAACCCAACAUUUCAUUCCUAAUUGAUACAACAUAUUUUUAAAUGUCAUGUCCUUCUUAAAAACUUAACCAGGAUAAAAAAAAACAGUAUUUCGCACUUUUUGAAAACAUCGUACAAUAAUUUUGAAGCUAUUUCAUGAUCAUAGCCUUAGCAUCCAUGGAAAAUGUUGAGAAGGAAAUGCACAAGAAAUCCCAAUUGUUUUUAAAAUGGAAAAAAAAUAAGCAUUUUUUAUUUUUUCUGAAAACGACACCAAUUCAACUUGUUCACAAGAACGACGUGUUGAAUUCCGACUGAUGUACUGACAGACAUUUGUAAAGAGCAUCUUCAAAGGGAUAUUAAGACUUCUAAAAACUUGAAAUAGAUAAAAACUUACUUAUUUUCAAAAGACCUUCCUUAGUCGGCAAAAGCGCAAAUAUAAAGCAAGACUAUGCUGGGUUUGAUUCCCGGCUGAUCUAGGUAUUUUUCGAAUUGUAAAUUUCUCGACUUACCUGGGCCAUAAUACAAUUCAAAAAUGGUGAAGGCUUAGAAAGCUCUCAAUUACAACAGUGGAAGUGCUUAAAGAACACUAAGUUGAGAGCCGGCAUCAAGUCAAGCAAGCGUCAAGUAGGGACGUAACCAAAGCAGAAGAAGAUACUUAUUUUUCGAUACAGUCCUUACCCACCUAAAGCAAUCAACCAAUAUUUUGUAAUUCUCAUCAUAAACACAUAAAUACGAGAAGACUGGUUCCAGUUCGCCAAAAUGAGUUGUUGACGAAAGGACCUUGGAUCAAAAAUCAAGCAUCAGCAGAAAACACGAUCCCAACGCAAUUUUUUUAACCAACUCUUUUAUUCAGUUCACUUACUCAUUUGAACUUGAGAACAAGCCUUUCAGUUUCACUCAGGUUUAAGUUUAUUUUAUUCAUUAUUUAUAGAGGCACCUCUUGAGUUUAAGAAAAAAAAAUAUCUUGAGGCAAUUAAAGCACUGAAGGUUUUUUUUUACAAUUUAUUUCAGUAGAAUAACAAGAAAAUCAAGAACAAAAAUGCGAGCAUAUCUGAGCAUACAUAUUUAUUUUCAAAACUAGUUUCUGUGCAAUAUUUGUUAUAUCAGCAAAAAUCAAACAGUAUAAAUAACAAAAAGCAAAACCAUUUGAAUGUCUAUUGAUCGUUACUUUGUUUACUAAUUUUGGAAGCUUAUAAUUAAAGUGCAACUAACGAACAGCACAACCAUAUGACCCGAGAAUAAAAAUCCUUACAAAUAAGUAAAGGCUAUCUGAACAAACACGUUAAAAUACAAAAGAAAUAUAUGAAAAAAAAAACUAUGUGAUAACUAUAAAUAAUAAUAAAUUAAAAUUCAGAUUGACCAUCUGUUUUAAUUUUAUUUCUAAUGUAGUUGAAGUAGCGAUAUAGAUCAAACCUAACACUUCAUAUACACGGCAUCAGAGCAUCCCUCCAGAAACAUUCAUCUCAUCUAUCGUCAUGGAAUUCUAUACAACCAAAGAAAAAAAAAAGA